Messenger RNA from Oncorhynchus nerka (sockeye salmon), 5131 nucleotides. RefSeq names its product homeobox protein HMX3-like. NCBI's taxonomy places the organism in Eukaryota, Metazoa, Chordata, Actinopteri, Salmoniformes, Salmonidae. The record is from RefSeq and is a predicted model, not a curated record. Gene Ontology annotation, biological process: regulation of transcription by RNA polymerase II. The transcript is spliced from 2 exons. Bases 453 to 1352 code for a protein of 299 amino acids. Gene Ontology annotation, molecular function: DNA-binding transcription factor activity, RNA polymerase II-specific; RNA polymerase II transcription regulatory region sequence-specific DNA binding. Gene Ontology annotation, cellular component: nucleus.
UCUAUCUCUCUGUCUCUCUCUCUCUCUCUCUCUCUCUGCCCGUCUCUCCCCCCUCGUUCUACUUCCCAUCUCUUCCUUAAUCCCAUUUGCCAUUGUACAUGCCCAAUCGCCGUAUACUUUCCGCAUUUAACUUGGAUGACAUUUUUAUUUCAUCAUUAGCAUCCGGCGCCAGACUGACGCGGUGGACACAGUUGCAUUUUGACUAAGGAGCGCACAAGACUUGGAUGCAAUAUCGAUAUUAUUUUGUUCUCUCUGAAGAAUAUUUACUUUUCUGAUGUGUAUUUUAUUUUUGUCGUUCUCGAUCAUCUGGUAAUCAAGACGAUAUUCCUCAUUUAAAACAUCGCAAAGAAGGACAAUUACCAGUCUUCUAUUCGAAUAAUAUCACUGUUUCUAAGUCAUUUAACACUUACAUUUGUGGUCUAAGGCAUUAGGACCACAACCUCCAAGCAGCAAUGCCCGAGACGGCGCAAGAGACGUGCACUCCGGUGAAAGACUCUCCCUUCUUCAUUAAGAACUUGCUGAACUGUGAUAGUAAACCAUCCAAACCCAAGCCCAUCUUCGCCUCGGCAAAGGUUGCUUUUGAAGGGGGCUUUUCUCUAUCCCAGGUCGGGGACUUCAACUUUCCUCGCUUUGAGUUACCCACACAGAGGUUUGCCUUACCUGCGCACUAUCUGGAGCGAGCCUCAGCAUGGUGGUAUCCCUACACACUCAGUGCAGCCAGUCAUCUACACAGAACCGAAGUUGCGGAGAAGGCAAGAGCAAGAGACUCCUCUCCAACCUCGUGCACGGAUCGCGACUCGCCAGACCUGGUGCUCAAAUCUGACCCAGACAGCAAAGAAGACGAGGACAACAAAAGUGGGGAUGAAAUAGUUCUUGAAGAGAGUGAUCCUGAGGACACAAAGAAAGACAGUGGGGUAGACGACUGGAAGAAAAACGAGGACGGUGGGGACAAGAAAGCAUGUCGAAAAAAGAAAACACGCACAGUGUUCUCCCGGAGUCAGGUGUUUCAGCUCGAGUCCACCUUUGACAUGAAACGCUACUUGAGCAGUUCGGAGAGGGCCGGAUUGGCAGCGUCUUUGCACCUGACAGAGACCCAGGUAAAGAUUUGGUUCCAGAACAGAAGAAAUAAAUGGAAGAGACAGCUUGCCGCUGAACUAGAGGCUGCCAAUCUGAGCCACGCCACUGCACAGAGGAUAGUGCGAGUGCCCAUCCUCUACCACGAGAACUCUGCCUCAGAGACUGGCAGUGCGACCGGGAACGUGCCUGUGAGCCAGCCGCUCCUCACCUUCCCUCACCACCUCUAUUACUCUCACCCAAUCGUCACCUCUGUGCCGCUACUCAGACCGGUCUGAAAAACAAGAGGUUGUUGUCUAUAUUCCUAACUCGUACAGAACACUACACAAUACAAACUAAAACAAUAUUUUUGUAAAGAAGAAAAUAAAAAAAAGAGAGCCAUGCUUUCUGUCAAAGAGGACCUAUAUUGCGCAUUUUUAUAUUAGACUGCAGUUUACAUUUUCUCUGGUAUAAUUUCACACUAUUAGCAUAUUGUUAUUAUUAAUAUUAAAAGUAUUCUUCUAAUUAUUGUUAUAAUAAUAAUUAUAAUUAGGUCUAUUAUUAUUAGGCCUUUUGUUAUUAUAGCAGCUUUGAGAUCAUUUCCGCUAAGACUAUCCAGUUCACACUGCCCCAAAUUACAUUUCAGCAAGCCUGUUUUCCCCGCGCAGAACCAUAACAUUCAGGAAAUUACAUUGGAGUUAAUUUUGUUCAAUUUCCAUUUACAACGUGUGUUAUGACAAUUCGGUAACAUUGGUUUGUUUUCUAUCGGACAAUGUGAUUUUUGAUAUGGGCAAUACUGUAAGCACUAGCAUUUGACCCCAAGUUAUGUGAUAGACCCAUUCAAUUCAUUGUGUUUUCUCUUUGCUCAGCUAUUUAGGAAUGAAUAUCGGACAGAUUAUCGAACGGGCUUAUUUUUUUCGUCUUUUUUUAAACUUAAAGCGCUUUAGCAGCGGACAAUCAAGAUACAUUAUUUUAUGUACAAUAUAAUUGUAGCUUAUAGGCUUAUUGUUUUUAUGUACUGAUUCUCAUUUCUGCUUGCUCGACAAUGUCCUUAUAGCACAACUAAGAAUUGAAUGUCAUUGCCUUUUGUGUUUUUGAAACUUGAUCAUGGUGUACAAAUGUAUAUGGAUAUAUUGAAUCGAGUCAAUGAAAGAAGCUACCAGGUGAUGCUAUUCCUUUGUACAGAAAAACACGUUUUGAUAUUGUAUUGCUGAAUUAUGUUGUGAAAUAAAUGGAGAUUAUUCCAUAUUUAAAUAUUUCAAAUCAGUGCGUACUCAAGCAUGCACAAUGAUGUAAUGAGGUGUAGUCUACAUAUGCCUCAGGCAUCUAUUCAUAAAUGUCUAAUAUUGCCUGUUUGCUUCCCAAACAAAUUAGGCUAUUGUCGACUUUCAAAACGUCUUCAUGAACAGGAUUUAUUGUUGCAUAAUGAAAAUGAAUAUAAAUAAACAAACAAUACAACUUUCCAUCAAAUCUUUAUUAUAGACCCAAUAUAAUUGUUGUGGCUUUCAAAAUUGUCAUGUGUGAGAGGAAAUCAAUAUGCUCCUAGCAUAUACAAAGAGGAGGAUAUUCUGCCUAAAUACUGUGUCUGAUCAUAAGUCAAUUCCCAUUACAGAGGCUCGACUGGGUCUAUCUAACAACAAGUGCUACUGGUCUGGCAGACCACGUGGCCGACACUCCUAGGAGACACAUUGCCAUAGAUAGCGAUGGUUGACUAAGUAAGAUUAUUACAAUUUGGACGCUUGACAUAUGAUAUACAGUAUAUUGAAACAUUUAUCCUUGGAACAAACACGGUGGAAAAUGUGAGUAGACCAUGUAGCCAAAAGACAUCAGAAAAAGUUAGAAUUAAUCACAAUUAAGCAUUAUGCAUAUACAUAGGCGCAACUUCACAAAGUUAGAUAUUGAAAUCACACACUAACCUUUUUUAUUUGCUUUAAUUAUUAGUAAAUAGUUUAAUUUGCCAUCCAUAUUGAAUGUAAAUACAGGUAGGCCUACCCCGAAACCACACGCUUAUUUUGGGAGACCCAUACAUCAUUAUGUGAAUGAAGAACCUGAGCAGGUGCGUAAUCAACCUGCUGUUAUGCACUUUCAAAAUUGUUUUACAUUUUAAAAAAUGUAUCGGUCAAUUAGAUGCGUAAUUGCCACCAUCUUGAGGGUAAUGUAGUCUAUUCAAAAGAGAAAAAUUACAUUCCCUAGUAUUGGGCUGUUCAAAAAUGCGUGCGUGUGGUGGACGUGUGUCCGUGCGUGUGUGCGUGCGUAGCUCGAGGCUAAUUUUAACAUUUAAUUUAAAAAAGUGUAGGUUUAAUUUCGCAACAAUACUCGUUUAACUUGUGGAUGCAGCUUCGAUGUCCGACUUUGGUAAUGGUAUACCACUGGACAGGUGCAAUUAGCCCACCAAAUAUGCAAUUUGUCUUUGACGUAAUGGUUAUAUUGUCAAUUUUGUCUGUGUAGUUUCAGCUGGGUUAGCAGAACAUGAAGGCCUAGAUUUAGGGUUUUCUCAAUUCGUUUUCAUGUUCUAAGGGUUUAGUUUGGUUGCAUCUGGCUAUUCACACACCAAUGCCAAUGUCUCUGCAAUGCAUGCCUGCAAUUCACCUGUGGAAUGUUUAUGACGUAGACAUAGAGCUAUUGCAAAUGGUCGAAAAGAUACAUUUGUGUUGAGUAGAAAACUUUUUCACAAGAUACCAAAGGUUAUCUCAAGUCUUUCGAUCACCGUAGGCCACAUUAAUGUUUUAGGGAGUCGAAAGGUCUUGAUAGCUACAUGACAAAGAUUAACGUAGACUCUCUCCUCAAACCUUCACAAUUUGUAUCCACGGUAUGUUGUGGACGGACUUUUUCCUUUUAAUACAUAGGGAAAUAUUCUUUGUUAAAUCAUAAUGUUUCACCGGUUUAAUGUCAGUCACUAAUUUUUCCCUUAUUUGUGGACGAGAUAAAUUGGCUGAAAUGACAUAGCUGCAACAUUAGCCUAAUAUAAAGUUUAAUUAACUAUCUACAAUGUUAGAUGGAAUAAUAUACAUAUCAAUAUGUUGACUAUAAAAUGACUCUUGAAGAUUCGACCUACUUCGUUGUUGUAUUCAGCAUUCCUUCCAGCUGAGUAGAAACCAGUCAACGCCUUGCCUAAAGGUCAUUUUCUGAUUUUAUCUCUAAUGCAGUUAUCGAAAACAAAUCAGUAGCUACUGUAUUAUGACCGCAUCACUAGACAGAGUGCAUUCAAAUAUAGUCUGAUAAUCACUCAUGUAUUGACGUAUUAUAUCAUGCAAACUCCACAUGGACCCAUUACAGAGAAUUAAUAGAUUGGGAUAUAUGGCGUUCUUCCCCUAGCAGAUAUUGAUCUACAAACGUCUAAAAUAUUGUUACAGAAAAUGACAUUGUUCACGGGCAGUUCUGGUUACGCUCAUGACCUUGAUUUGCGCGCAUAAAUUGAAAAAAAAUGACAACUCGAUAAUUUCCAUUUGUUGAACAUAUUUAUGUAAAGUAGAAGGGGCGAGACCAAAAAUAGGAUAAAGUAGCCUACAUUUGCAGGAACAGGGCAACGGACGUAACCGCAGGAUAGUUGAGUGCUGAUCAAGUGCCAACAGUUUAUGUAUUUUCAGCCCUUUACUGAAACCCUGGGCAUCUGUUUACGCAUGUGUGAUUCAUGCAAAUAUCUGUAUCUUGUGUUGCAAUUUCAUUACCGUAGGUAGGCAUAAUUAUGUUAAUUGAGCUUAAAGGGAAAAUCCACUCAAAAAUUAUCUUUUGUUAUUUAUUUUCAUUAGUCCACUGUUGAUACAGUCCCAAAAUGUUGUGCAUAUCAGAUGUCCAGUUUUAAAGAUACUGGACUUUCAAGAAGCAAAGUGUCACAGGCCACAUCAUUGAUGAUGCAAAAUGAUUAGUCAGGAAAGCUUGAAAAAAAAAUAUCAAAAGUAAGUUUGAGUGGAUUUUACUAAUUGUUUGUACAUUGCCACAAGCCUGCAUACAUUUGUGAAUAUCGUGGCAUCAUUUUGUCAAUAAUGUAUGAAAUAAAAACUAACUUUUGGAGUUAAAGGGAUAACAUGGGCCUUAGCACAACACUUUCUGGACACACUUAUUUUUUAGGGAACGGAAA